This is a messenger RNA of Caenorhabditis sp. 36 PRJEB53466, 721 nucleotides long. The record is from the annotation of a GenBank genome assembly. NCBI's taxonomy places the organism in Eukaryota, Metazoa, Nematoda, Chromadorea, Rhabditida, Rhabditidae.
AUGAGCGAUAACCAUAUUGACGAUGAUGUUUUGAACAUCGACGACAUCACAGAGGACGAUGCGGUGAGCACCUUGCUUAUUACAACAAGAUUUUCAAUUAUUGAUUUUCUACAGGAUCUUUCUGCCAUUGAGGGUGACUUGAACGAGAUUGAGGAGGAACAAAAGAAGCUGAAGGCUAUCCAGAAUGAGAUGGUCGGACAUAUGAACUUGAACACUAGCAGUCAGAGCAUCUCGACACAAUCACUGCUCACUCCAGAAGAGAAGGCCGAGGCCGAUGCCAAAUCGGUGUACGUCGGAAACGUUGACUACGGAGCGACUGCCGAAGAGAUAGAGCAGCACUUCCACGGAUGCGGAUCCGUUGCUCGUGUCACCAUCCAGUGUGACAAGUUCACUGGACAUCCCAAAGGGUAAAUUGGUUUUUCUUUAUUGACCCUCGUUAUAUCUUGUAUUUUUCAGAUUCGCUUACGUCGAGUUCACUGAGAAAGAAGGAAUGCAGAACGCGUUGGCUAUGUCGGACAGUCUUCUGCGUGGACGGCAAAUAAAGGUGGAUCCGAAGCGCACGAACAAGCCGGGACUCUCAACGACGAACAGACCUCCGUUCCGCGGUGGACGUGGCGGAGGUCGAGGACGCGGGAACGUCAUCGUCAAGUACAUCUACUCGGGCGGUUACCGGCCAAGAGGCCGUGGAAUCAGAAGACGUCCGGGAUUCGCUCCGUACUAG